Messenger RNA from Emiliania huxleyi CCMP1516, 1839 nucleotides. RefSeq lists its product as hypothetical. The record is from RefSeq and is a predicted model, not a curated record. Gene Ontology annotation, cellular component: U4/U6 x U5 tri-snRNP complex. Bases 6 to 1616 code for a protein of 536 amino acids. The transcript has 9 exons. Lineage: Eukaryota; Haptophyta; Isochrysidales; Noelaerhabdaceae. Gene Ontology annotation, biological process: mRNA splicing, via spliceosome.
CCGCGAUGCCGGAGCCGGAGCCUGCUGCCGACGAGCCCCCGAGGAAGCGCUCGCGCUGGGACAGCACGCCCGGCGAGGGCGGCGCGGUCGCCAACGGCGCGGCCGCGGCGGCGAUGUCGCAGGGCCUCGCCGCCGCCAAGCUGGCGGCGCAGGAGGCGCUGUCCAAGGCGCAGGCGGACGUGCAGACGCAGGCGCUGCGCGCCGCCCAGAUGCAGCACGCGGUGCAGGUCGGCCUCUCGAGCCUCGCCGCCAAGCCCGACGCGGCCGCUCCGAAGCCGUCGCUCGUGACGCUCGACGCGAGCGGGCGGCUGAUCGAUGAGCGGGGCAAGGAGAUCAAGGCGGGCGGGGCGGGGUCGAACGCGACGCUGCGCAUCAACCAGACCACGAGCGCGCCCAAGAACCCGCUCCUCGAGGGCUCCGCCGCCGUGCCCGACAUCGCGUCCAAAGCCGACGGCAGCCGGAACCCGUACUUUGACCCGCGGAUGGCGGUGCCAGGGGCGGGGCGGGACGCGAGGAAGAAGCGGGCGCUCAACUUCGUGGCCGAGGGCACCUUCUCGCGCAAGGCGGACGAGAUGCGCGCCAAGGUCGCCGUCGAGCAAAUGCUUCGCGACUCGCGGACCAAGCAGCCGGGCAGGCUAGCCGCACAGCCGCUGCUGCUGCAGAGCGAGGCGCGCCCGUCCGACGGGCUCGCGGCGCCGGUGAUGUCCGCCGCCACGCUCAAGCUCGAGCUGCAAAAGGACGGCGUGCUCCUCGAGCACAUCACGCACUACGUCGAGCAUCCGGAGAGGAAGAAGCUGCGCACGCAGCGGCGGCUCGCCGCGGAGAAGGAGAAGCAGGACCAGAUUCGGUGCGGCUUGAUGGCGCCUCCGCCGCCGAAGAUCAAGAUCUCCAACCUGAUGCAAGCGAUGAAGAACGAGGCGGUGGCGGACCCGUCCGCCCUCGAGGCCAAGGUGCGCGCCGAGAUGGCGCAGCGCGUCAAGAACCACGAGGAGCGGAGCGAGCGCAACCUCGCGCGCAAGCUGACGCCCGCGCAGCGCCGCGAGAAGAAGCGGCGGAAGAUGCUCAACGACCCGAGCGGCGGAGGGACGCCGGUGACGCUCUACCGCAUCCACACGGUGCCGAACAAGCAGAAGCUGUACAAGAUCGACAUCAACGCGCAGCAGAACCACCUCACCGGCGCGCAGCGGCGCUACCGCAAGCUGCUGCUGCACCGCAUCGAUUGGACCGACUUUGGCGCGGCGGACGACGACGACGACGAGGACGACGAGGAGGAGGCGCGGCGGCGCGCACAGUCGGAGGUGUGCCAGGUGGUGUGGGAGGGGCUCGUCGUUAAGCCGCAGUUCAAGAACUUUCGCGUCGAGGCGGCGCGCUCGAGCGAGGGCGCGCGCAAGAUGCUCGCGGAGCGUGGCUGCGCGCACUACUGGGACAUGGCGCGCACCAACGGCGCGGAGGGGGUGCCCGAGGAGGACGAGGACGAGGACGAGGACGAGGACGAGGAGGCGGGCUCGUCGGACGAGGGAGAGGGCGAGGGCGAGGAGGAGCGAGGGGCGGGCGCGGCGGGGAGCGGCGCCGCCGAGGGCGACGCGGCGCGCGACGACAUGGAGACCGAGGGGUAGCUGCUGGCGCGCGGUGGGUUGCCGAUUGCGCAGGGGGAUGCCGCGGACCGCAGGAGUCCUGGGCUCCCACUCCCGUCCCUUUUGCUAUCCCUCUCUCCCGCGCCGCGUGGUUGUCCCCUUUACUUUGCGUUGCAGCCACGUCGUCACGCACACCGGUGACACUUGGGGAAGCUUAUGGUUUAGUGCUUUCAUGAUGCUGUAUGCGCGCGGAUCGCGCGACCGC